AUGUGGCAGUCCGACACAAUCAAGCACAUGAGGCUAUUGACUUGGUAUCAAUGGCUUCUAUUCGCAACAAUCGCAUGGAUUGGCCAAUCAAUAUAUCGCCUCAAAUUCCACCCAUUACGCCGGUUCCCCGGUCCCAGAAUCGCAGCCUGCUCUUCGUUGUAUUUUCUAUACUGGAUAUACCACGGUACAUUUCCUCAACACUGCGAACGACUCUUCGACCACUAUAAAUCCGAUGUGCUCCGCGUAGCACCCAACCAACUCGUCUUUCGAACACCCCAAUCUCUCAAAGACAUCAUAGGACGCCAUGAUGUGUACCGAGGCGAUUUCGCCCUUCGAGUCAUUGGCUUCACGUCACAGAAUGUCAGCAACAUCAGAGAUCCCGCUGCCCACAAGAGGAAACGAAAGCUCAUGAACCCCGGCUUCUCCAACGUGACGCUCGCCAAGCAAGAACCUGCGCUUGUCGUACCACUGGUGAACAAGCUGGUGGACGCGGUUGCAGCCAAGGCAGGGACCAAGAUCAACAUGUCGAAUUACUUUGAUUGCGUGACUUCAGACAUCAUUGGGCUCUUGUCGUUUGGCGCCGACUUUGGAAUGAUGCAAGAUCCAGUGUCGCACCCGUUUCUUCACGUCCUGCCCAAUGCACUCCGCAUGUCUGUCAUUGCGCAGUGCAUCCCCGAGAUAUUCCGGCUGCUGUCGUUUUUAUUUCGACACGGGCCCCCAUUCAUUGUACCAAAGACAUUUACAGGGGUGGCCGAUUUUGCCGCUCGGCACAUGCGCCAGCGCGCUCAACGCGACCGUGAUGGAGUCGCCACGGAUCGAAACGACAUCAUGAGUAUCAUUGUCGACGGGACGGCCAAUGUCAAGGAUGACAAUCUGAGAAUGGACAAUAACGAAAUGCUCGGAGAAGCCACUACCCUCGUUACGGGCGGCGGAGAUACAGUGGCAACCGCCUUGACAGUCACCAUGUGGAAUCUGGGGCGAAACACGAAAGUGUUGGCAGAGCUACAAGAUCAAGUCCGAUCGACGUUUGCUUCCUGCGAGGACAUUACUUCGAGGGACGUUGCGAGCAAAAUCCCCAUGAUCGACGCGGUGUUGAAUGAAUCCAUGAGAACCAACCCGGUUCUGCCUGGCCCCAUGUGGCGUCGGACUGAUGCUCCGAUUGUCGUCGCUGGCCAUGUAGUUCCUGGAGGCACAGAAGUUGGCGUCAUGCGACUGUCUGUCUUUCAGCACAAAGAUGCCUUCCAUAAACCCAAGGAAUGGAUUCCCGAGAGGUGGUUGAGGAACUUGGGUGACCAUCUGGAUGCAUUCCAACCCUUUGGAGUUGGCCCUCGGACGUGCAUCGGCCGAUAUAUCGCCAUGGUGGAGAUGAGAUUAAUCCUCACAAAGCUGUUGUGGAAGUUUGAUUGGGAACUGCUUACGAAAGAUUACGACAACCCGGAAUAUGUCGUGCUGUAUAGAUCGCCGCUCUGGAUGAAACCGUCUUUGCGGAAGGACUCAAUGGCAGAGCGCCCCGCGCAGAUUCAUGAACCGUCCUAG
Messenger RNA from Metarhizium robertsii ARSEF 23, 1536 nucleotides. RefSeq names its product Cytochrome P450 CYP5316A1. The record is from RefSeq and is a predicted model, not a curated record. Lineage: Eukaryota; Fungi; Ascomycota; Sordariomycetes; Hypocreales; Clavicipitaceae. The coding region runs from base 1 to 1536 and encodes 511 amino acids. Gene Ontology annotation, molecular function: heme binding; iron ion binding; monooxygenase activity. The transcript is spliced from 2 exons.